Molecule: messenger RNA, 2460 nt
Organism: Epinephelus fuscoguttatus (brown-marbled grouper)
Lineage: Eukaryota; Metazoa; Chordata; Actinopteri; Perciformes; Serranidae
Exons: 6
Coding region: 33-692 (219 amino acids)
Biological process (GO): immune response
Cellular component (GO): membrane
Molecular function (GO): tumor necrosis factor receptor binding
Source: RefSeq, a predicted model, not a curated record
CCAUGUAAAAGGGAAAGCCCUGUCAAUCUGACAUGUCUAUCAAAGAGAAGCAGCAGAUGAUUUUGGACACUGAGAGUGCAGCACACACUGGAAUGGAGGGUCAGUCGAGGUCCUCUCAGAAGUAUGUGCUGCUGCAGGUGUGGUGUGGUAUCCUCACUGUGGCCAUGGUGGUUAUGGCUGCACUAGUCCUUUCCAUCAAACCCAAGUCAACUGAGGGCACAGUCACUACACUGAAGCCAGGUUCUGUCAGUCCAACAGGUCCACCAGUCAACACUGUCCCAGCUCCCUUAAAGUCUAUACGAUCCUCUCUCUCAUACAUCCAGCUGGUCAAGCCUUCGAAGAGUCAACCUUGGCAAGACUUAUACAAAAGAUGUACCUCCUGCUCCCUCAUCCUGCAGAACGACUCUAUCCACUGCACAGAGAACGGCCUCUACUUCAUGUACGCCCAGGUCACCUUCAGCAAGCUCCAAAAGAAAAGUCAAACCGUAUCUGUGAUUCUGAAAAGAAAUGCCUCAUUUGGUAAAAGCGAAAUACAUCUGGUUGAGGGGACCUUCCCGAACACAACAGUGGGCCCUGUGUGGGUGGCCAAGAUGGUCAGCCUCACAGUGGGAGACAGUGUCAGCUUAAAUAUCACAGAUGAUUUUCUAACAGACACCAUGUUGACAUUCUGGGGUGCCUUUCAGCUUCAUUAGCACUGCGGGUCUCCGGGAUUUGUUACUGUACAAGAGUUGGGGUUGGACUGGUAUGUUAUUAGUAGGCCUAUACUAAUAUGUUUCAACAAAAGCUGUUCAUCACCUGUACUUUCUUCUCAGAUUUUGUGACAGACAUUUAACUCAGUUUUUGCCAAAAAUAAUACUCAAAACACCAGGGAUUCAUCAGUCAUCAAAAUUGCUGGAUCUUAUUUUUCAGGGCUGCAUGAAACUAGGGCUGCAACUAGCAAUUACUUUCAUUGUCCAUAUGUCUGCCGAUUAUUUUCUCUAGUAAUCGAUUAGUUGUUUGGUCUAUAAAAUGAAAGAAAAUGGUGAUAAAUAUUGAACAGUAUUUUCUAAAGCCCUGAAUAACAUCUUCAAAUGUCUUGUUUUAUCCACAACCCAAAGAUAUUCAGUUUGCUGUCAUAGAGUAAAGAAACCAGAAAAUAAUCACAUUUAAAAGCUGGAAUCACAGAUUUUUGAUUUUUUUUAUCAAUCAAACCAAUUAAUUGAUUAUUAAAUUAGUUGGUAAUUAAAGGUUCAGGGGAUUUAGUGGCGUCUAGUGGUGAUUGUAUAUUGCAACCGGCUGAAACUUCUCCCAGCUAGAAUUACUUUAGUUUUCAUUGUUAAGGAGGUUUUAACCCGGAGCCGAAUUAUCCACAGAGGUGUCCUCCUCUCCGAUACUAGAAUUACCACCCCAUAGUUGUAUGCCUUUGCGCACCAGUCAAGUUUCUCUUACAGUUUACAUCCAUGUCUGUGAAAACAUGGAUACUUCACCCACAUUUUUUAACCCUGACAGUGCAGAGGAUCUUUUUCUUUUUCUAAUUCAGUGUCUGACCAAAUGUUUCCCCCUCAGUUCCUAAGAUAUGACACUGAGUAAUGGCUGGAAAAGUGAUUUAUGCAGAACGUUAUGAUGUCAUAGUGAAACUGACCUUUGACCUUUUGGAUAUAAAACACCAUCACUUCAUUAUUUUAUCCUAUCAGACAUUUGUGUGAAGUUUUGUCAUAAUUAGCAAAUUAAUUCUUGAGUUAUGGCCAAAAAAGAUAUCCUGUGAGAUCACAAUGACCUUGGACAUUCAACCACAAAAUCAGUUCAUUCUUCAGUCCAAGUGGAUGUUUGUGUCAAAUUUAAGGAAUUGUUCUCAGGUAUUCUUGUGAUACCACGUUCACGAGAAUGAGACAGAUGAGGUCACCUUGAGGUUGACCUUUGACGACCAUUUCUGCCCAAAUAACCCCCAAAAUCGCACAGACUGGACCUUUAAUUUCACAGCUGACAACUAAUCAAUUGAUUGAUUUAUACUUGCAGCUCUACAUGGAACACUAAAAUGCUAAAGGCUUCAUCAGGCAGGGUGAGGAAAGACAUAUUUAGCUGAUCAAAACCUUUUAAUAAAAGGCCGCAUCUUCACAUCCUACGGACCUUUGGGCAAAAUAUUGGCAAAACAACAUACUGUACCAGUUCAACCUUAGCAAAGUCUCUACAUUUAAGUAUGCCAGCUGGUUCUGCUUCUUAAAAUUGCGUGGUGUUUGAUGGUCUUGUAAAAUUUUAAGCUAACUGGAUUUUAAAUUAAUGCAAAGUGUGACUGUCUGAUGCAUGAAUAUGUUUGUUUUCACUGCUAUGUUCUUAUGUAAUUUAUGAAAUGUAAUAUUAUAUUGCUGUGGAGAGGAAAUAAUAAAAAUUGUAGUAUUUGAGAGCCACCGGGUCAAUUUCCUGGCUUUCAAUUUGCACUGCAAGCUGCCAGUUGACCACACGGUGGUGCCACCUUCCUCCAAA